AUGGAACGAGGAGAACAAGAUCUGGACCUGCUUCUUAUUGGCAAAACCGGAAAUGGCAAAAGUGCCACUGGAAACACAAUUCUGGGUAAAAAGAGUUUUCAGACCUCCCCAAAUUCCACAUCAAUGACAAAAGAUGUCGAUUUCGAUUAUACUGAUCACGACGGUCGAAUUAUCAAGGUCGUGGAUAGCCCUGGUAUUGGAGACACUGACCUCAGCAAGGAGGAAGCUAUCCUUACUUUCAUCGAUGCCAUUGACUAUGCAGUGGCUGCUAAUCCUGAUGGUUACCAUGCGUUCCUUCUGGUGGUCCGCUACGGCGGACGCUUCACUGAGGAAGACGUGCAGACCAUCAAAGUCUUGAAACACAUUUUCGGAGAGGACUUCGUGAAGAACUUUUGUAUUUUGGUUGUAACCUACGGAGACAUUUAUGACCCGGAAGAAACUGGAAUCGAACUGUUCUCUGAGUGGAUCAAUACACAAGAAGGUCCGCUGAAAAAUUUGACAGACGAAUGCCAGGGAAGAGUACUACUUUUUAACAACAAAUGCAAAGACGAGGUCAACAGAACUGAACAGGUCGACCAGCUGAUUGAAAUGAUUGAUCAACUUAAAUUUCACGGACAGAGGUACACCGGUGAGAAAUUCUUAAAGGCCAAACAUCAACGCGACACCAUCUUGGUGGAAACCAAACUUCCCCUCAUACAGGAAGAGAGCACCAGGGAAGCCAGUUUGAUCAUACAACAGCUUCAAAAAAUUCUGCUAAUGAGCCUAGAGAAGCAGUUGGAAAGUUUAGAAUCCCUCAAAACCAGGGCGUACACGCUGCUGAAAAGCGUCGAGGCACAAGAUAAGUGCACUGGAGCCCUGACACAAGUGAUUGGAAAUUGUAAGAACAUCGUUAAAACAGUUGAAGAUCAAAUGCGUGACGUCAAAAAAGCCAUCAAGAUAAAAGCUGCAAGCGAUGAACACAGAAAGACGAUGGAGGAAUUGAAGGCUGUAAGAGAACGUGAACUUAAGAACAAAAAUGACAAGCUCGUUGCUAAAAUGGAUCAGCAG
Molecule: messenger RNA, 1047 nt
Organism: Lymnaea stagnalis (great pond snail)
Lineage: Eukaryota; Metazoa; Mollusca; Gastropoda; Lymnaeidae
Source: the annotation of a GenBank genome assembly